Molecule: messenger RNA, 7676 nt
Organism: Pomacea canaliculata
Lineage: Eukaryota; Metazoa; Mollusca; Gastropoda; Architaenioglossa; Ampullariidae
Product: RYamide receptor-like
Exons: 2
Coding region: 5098-6288 (396 amino acids)
Biological process (GO): G protein-coupled receptor signaling pathway
Cellular component (GO): plasma membrane
Molecular function (GO): G protein-coupled receptor activity
Source: RefSeq, a predicted model, not a curated record
UCACUGGGACGUUUAGGAAAAAAAAAUCAGCGACCCGGACUUCAAAUUACAUAGGGUGCAGGCCGAACGAGACUUUCUACCUCCAAUAAACCAAGGGGACACUUUUCAACUAACGGAAAAAAUAACUAUGGAAGAGCUUGAACAGGCCCUAAUAACUAAAAGGCUGGGAUCGGCUCCAGGCCCAGACUUAAUCACAUGAAAUGCUUUGAAAAUGUCAUCAUAAAACUAAACUUGCUAUCUUAGAACUUUUUAAUGAAAUUCUUGAUAAAAGUUCUUUCCCAGAUAUGUGGAAAACGGCUACGGUAGUCUCAAUCUUUAAACCAGGUAAAGAGAAAACAACCCCCGCUAGUUACAGACCUAUAGCGCUUACCUCGCAGUUAGGCGAGACGCUUGAAACAAUUAUCAAAUCCAGACUCAACUACUACUGUGAAAAGAACCACAUAAUGCCCCCAAAGCAGAGUGGUUUUAGGACUAAACGUAGCACGAUGGACCAUAUAACAGCUCUGCAGAAGGAAAUAAUCAACGCCCAUACAGAAAAAAGAGUAAACCUGUGUGGAGUGUUCUUGGACAUUGAGCGGGCCUAUGACAUGCUCUGGCAUGACGGUCUGAUCCAGAAACUCUACCACAUGGGCACUCCAAAUAAAAUUGUCCAAUUAAUCAGAUCCUUCUUAUCAAGCAGAAAAAUUUCAGUCAGAGUGGACAACCAGACGUUCAAAGAGGUAGUGCUUGAUAAUGGAGUGCCUCGGGGAGUGUUCUCAGUCCAUUACUUUUUAACAUAAUGAUUGCAGACCUCCCCACGACGUAGCAAACUGGUUAAAAUUGUGUACUUUAGAUUAUCUUUUCCUAAAACCCAGGAAAUCAUAUUUAGAAAACCUAACCAGAAAACAGACUAUCCCAAACUAAUACUUAACCAAAUAACCAUUGACUAUAGCUCCCAUGUACAAUUCUUAGGAGUAAUUUUCUCGGAUAAAACCAAAUGGUCCCCAUACGUGGACAAAAUAACGCAAUCUGCCAAAAAAGGAAUAAACCUAAUGAGAGUAGUAAGCGGUAACAACUGGGGCACCCACCCAAAAUCUCUACUUAUCAAGCCCAUGUAAUCUCUACUUAUCAAGCCCAUGUAAUGUCAAAACUGCUCUAUGUACGUGGCCCCACUCUUAGUGCACUUGAGGUCUAACCAAAUAGCCAAACUCCAAUCAGUUCAGGCCACGGCACUAAAAGUAGUGUUGGGUGUACCUUCAUACACACCAAACCUGUCAGUACUGGCAGAGACAGGACAAAAACCAAUAGAACUGAUUAUCGAGGAGAGAACAGCCAAUUACUACUACAAGACGCAGUGUCUCCUUCCAGACCAUCCAGUCCGACAUAUCCACUCACAACCCCACAGACACAGAACAGGACGCCCCACCCCACAACCCACUAUACAACAUCACAUCCAACAGUUAGAAAACACAAAAAGUGCAGAAACAAACAUUACAGCACCCUACCCUCAUACCGACAUGCACACUCCACCUUGGACACUUCCACAACCGCAAAUAGACACUGAUCUCACUAAAUAUAGCAAAGAGGGCCAUCAACACCUAAUCACCUCAGAGAUCAACCUCAAACUGGACACCAUCUACAAGGACUACACGCAGAUGGCUCCCACGACCCAGAAACGCUAGCAACUGGGCUGGGAGUCUAUUGUCCUGACUACACAAACCUUUCCUUCAAACUCCCGACCCACACCUCCAUUUUCACAGCCGAGAUGACUGCUAUACAGACAGCCCUUGAGACUAUACACCUCAAACUGAGGGACACCACAAGACGAGAGUUCUUAGUACUAUCAAAAAGAUUACCAACGAAAAUGGAGACGUCAGGUUCCUUUGGGUUCCCUCCCAUAUUGGGUUAAAAGGAAACGAGGAAGCCAAUAAACUAGCCAAACUGGCAGUAAAACAAACUAACAAUCAUAAAAUUACCACCCUAAACAUCAUCUGUUUCACCAGCAGAGAGGAGAAUAGCAAUAAAAUCAGCAAUAAAAUUAAGAUGGAAUGAGAAGUACAAGAUUGAAGGUAAAGGAACUAGGAGACUGAUAGAUGAACAACUCAGUACUACUCUGCUUGUCUUUGGCUCAAAUAGGCCCCACCAAUCCAAGAUAGCCAGAAUGAGACUUGGCGGAGAAUAUCUAACUAAAUAUAGAAUAGACCCUCUUUCCUGCACAUGUGAGGACAGGCUUAGCACUUCACAUGUGCUUUUGGAGUGUCAUGAAAUCAAAGAAGAAAGAGAUGUCUUAAGUCGGGUCUUAAAUAAACACAGGCUAGCCUUAAACAUUAUCAUCUGUCUUAACCCACCAAAAGACAUAUGGCACGCCAUACUGUCAUUGGUAGUGACAAUGGUGGCACGCCACCCGUAUGCUAAGCUCAUAUAUAAACAGGUUUAUAUAGGUUGAACUAAAUAGGUUGAGGGUAACCCUGACAUGACAGCAAAAACAAUGGCGGAAGCUCUGCUCAAUAAUUUUAUUGUGCACUAUGGGAUGCCUCUCCGGCUGCAUUCUGAUCAAGGUGCCAACUUCGAAAGUCGGAUAAUCAAAGAACUGUGCCUGAUAACGGGAUGCCAGAAAUCUCGGACCACCUCAUACCACCCUAUGGGCAACGGCAUGUGCGAGCGGUUUGAUCGCACAUUGUUGAGCAUGCUGGGAACGCUGAACGCACAUCAUGUUGUACCACUCGUGCAUGCAUAAUAGCACCAGACACGAAUCCAUUGGCUUUCCCCCCUAUUCAUUAAUGUUUGGGAGAGACCCCCAGCUGCCAGUGGACAUUGAAUUUGGGCUUGGGGAAAGGGGUACGCCUCAGCCCUGGACAUGGACUCUGAGAGAGAAACUACGUGACUCAUUUGCGCUCGCAACCGAAGUCGCGGAGGAAAGCCGAAGAAGACAAAAGAAGACUUACGACAGCAACACCCGUGGUGCCACCCUUGAUGUUGGCGACAGAGUGCUCGUCAAAAGGCUAGCGUUCAUGGUCAGGGUCUUCAUGUCCAGAGUUGAGGAUAGUCUCCUCUGACGAAAAUCUGGUCUGACCGCUGCCAUUCCACCUUGUCUCCAGGCCGAGGAGCUUCAUGUUAUAGUUCUUCAUUUCCUGUGCAACCUGAGCUGAUUUACCUCUCUUGUACAGGGUUCUGAUGUUCCGGGUCCUUAUCCUGGUUUUUGCCUUGGCCGUGAGAAGAUUGGUCGGCGAGCUGGCUUCCCGAGAGCUUUCGCCAGCACGCGUCAUAUGCCCUUCUGGAGAGGGAUCUUGAUGAUGAUGAUGAUGAUGUCUAUUUAUAAUGCGCAGGUAUCCAUUCAGAAGAAUGCUCAUUGCGCAGCAAUAAAAAAAAAGAAAAAAGAAAUAAUUCUACAAAUAAUUACAAAUAAGCGCUUUGUAAAACGUGUCUUAAUAGUCAUAAAUCAGUCGAUGUCAGCAAGCUUGGGUCAAGCUUGGUGACCGGAGUUCUUGGCCGAUUACUAUUCCGCCAAGCUUUUUCCCAGUUCGCCAUCGCAGCCGAAUGAGCGAUAGCGUUGCUCGCGCACCGUGAGCCUUGGCACUUGCUUAGUGGAUAUGUUUAAUUGGUACUGGGCUAACCAAUGUUACAAGAAUUUCCCAAGCAUGGCCCAAGCUUGGCCAAAUCUUGCGUGUUUGCUGGGAAUAUCUAUGAACUUCUCUUUCUCUAUAUCCUAGCUAGACUACUCAGCUCUUCGUCUGAUGACUGUGCGCUCUCUACUCUUCUCAUCAGAACAACCACAUAAACUCCAAGGAUUUUUAAUGACUGCGCUGCAAAACAGCGGAGCCCUCCGAUCUUUUCUUCCAAAUCUGUCAUCUACCUUUCAUCGAAUCCUUAAUACGUGAACUAAAAAUAUAACUGUUCAACGGGCAUUACAUCAAUCAACACAGCUGUCAAAAGUUGUGAUCGUAGUCAAUUGACUAGUCCGCCUUCUCUAUAUGUUUCUCUUUCCGUCCUUUAUAUUCUGUCCAUGUCUGGUACUUAACGUAAGCGGUGAGAGCAAGCUACUUCCUGAACGUGAUUAUGCACUGUACAAAUCACACUUUUUUUAUUAGUAGUAUUGUCACACUAUAGUAUUAUUAAUUAUUAUCAGCACAAUUCACAUACUGACGGUUGUAUUGUCAUUUUGCAUACUUACCUUUUCUGAAUUUGUGGUGAGAGAAAUCGCACGAAAUUUAUUCAGAUUCCUUUUCUUUACACAAUUUUAUAUUACAUGUAUUUGUAUUUUUUCUGUCCUGGAAUACCCAGUGUUACCGACGACACGUUGUGCAUUGCUUUUUUUUAUUCGUGUCUUUGACAGCACUGUCACUGUCAAAGUUGAUUUGGAUGAAUAUUUAAUAAACAAUAUUUUUGUCACAAAUCAGUACCGCGACUUGCUUUUGUGAUACUUGCUGCAGAAAUACUUGUGAGACUUUCAGCGAGUUUCAUCCAGACCUCUAUUAAACAGAUUUUUAAAAAAUCGCAGAAUAAGGUGUUUUUUAGGUUGCGUGUUUUUGAAACGACUGUUUCCGUACCCAGGAAGUAGCAACAUAACACUUGGGCGAUAAAUAUCAGAUCUGUCUGGAAGCAAUCAGUGUGCAUGACUGCCGCCAGGAACGACGCCAAGUUACGAAGACAUAUUGCGCUUGUUUCUGCAAUCUACACCAGCACGAUAACGGAUUUGACAGUAGCUUGUGCCACGCAUAUCUGCCAGAGCUUCAGAGUUGAACGUGCCGAGUCAUUGCAGAUAGAGCCGGCCUUCUUUCAGAAAUUCAUGGGGCAAAAGAUAGCUAGAGGCAGCAAACUGCAUUUUGAAGAAACACAGCCGAGCUUCUUUGAGGCGGUCUACCCCUAAACUUUGAAGAGUGAAAUCUGCCAGAUCAACGCGAAGCUGUGAGCUGACAGUCGAAAAGGAAGAGAACGCGAAGAAACGCAAACGCGACAUGUAUCAGUGAAGACCUUCAUCUAAGUGAAGGCAGACAAGUACAUGACAGAAUCUCAGAAGAAAUUUGUUCUCUGAACAAAUCCACAUAGUGAGAACAGCAAGUGCCUCCAGAAACAUUCACCUGAAGCUAAUACUUGGAUUAAAUCAGUGGUUUCCUAAAAAUGACAGAACUGAGAGAUGUCAGUGUCCUCUUGGGCAACAGCAAGCAUAUUUUAAAUAUUUCUUCCUUCCAAGAAAAUGAAACCGAACAUUAUAGAGUUGCAAACAAUUCGAAGAAACACCAUCUUGGUUCUACCAUGCCAGACCUUUCUUUUGAUUCUGCAAUGCAUAAAGUGAAUAUCUAUGGGGUUCCCCUUAUUGUAGUUGUGGGAAUUAUAACAAAUAUAUUAGCUUAUGCAGUGUUUACUAAAAGCUAUCUUCGUAAAGUAGCUUUAAUUCCUUAUCUUGCAGGAAUUGCGGUAUCAGACAGUGGGUUUCUCUUUACCUUUUUUCUGUCAUUUCUAACAUACAAUCAUGAGUUGCCACUUCUGAAUCAGGUGGGACUUUGUCAAUUUGGAACAUUUGCAAACUUCGUUUUUUUGUUCCUUUCAAAGUGGUAUUUGGUUGCAAUGAUGGUGGAAAAAUUUAUUAGUGUAUUCUGGCCUUCCAAGAAGUCAUCUAUGUGCACUUCAUUUCGAGCUAAAGCUGUACUGAUCAGUUUAGCUGUUUUGGCCAUUGUCUGUUACUCUUACAUGAUAUAUUUCUUUGGACCACAAACUAAUAAAUUUACUGGUCAUCGAUACUGCAAUCCAUGGCAAGAAUUUCAUAAACACUUCAGCAAUCUGAUGUUUGUUGAUGCCUUUAUAGUGUCUGUUGUUCCUCUGCUUGUGACUCUUGUGCUAUUGAGUCUUAUAAUAAUUCAUGGAUGCACCUGCUGUAGAGAAUCAUAUGCUUUUGAUAAUGUCUGUAGAAGACACGACAAAAGCAAACAAGCUAAAGAGACAAUGUUCAUCAGUAAACUGCUUUUUCCUCUUGUUGCUUUGGAUUUUGUGUGCCAGCUGCCACUCUCAGUCCUUCGUAUCAUUGGCUUAUUUAACAGAGUUGGCCAAAAGGACCUAAUACCUAAAGUGCAGCUUGUUGUACAUCUUAUCCAUCUACAAUUUUUUGCAUGCAAAUUUUUCUCAUAUGUCUGUUUCUCAAAAAACUUUCGGGCUGGAUUAAGUGAUGUUGUGCUUAAUGUGUCAAAGGUUUUAUCGAGAAGGUUUCACCGCACAACCUUCAGUGGUAAUGAAAUAGAAGAAUCUGAUUUGCAAAGUGCCUCUGCAAAUCUACAAAUUAGUACUUCUUUACAUUUUACACAAUCAUCUGUGUAAAUAUUUAAUAUUGAAUGAUGUUUUUACAGGUUAUUUUUGUGCCAAAUUAGACAUUUAAAACAAAAAAUUUGAAAGUGUAUACUUCUGGAUAAGGAAAUAGAUAAGUUUUAAAAGAAAUAUUAAAUAGGCUGGAUAGAUUUGUCCAUAGAAUUUUCUAUUUAUUUACAUUCAUAGAUACACUGAAUUACUGUUCUAGACAUAUAAUUUACAUAAUUUUUUUCUCUUAAAGUUACUAUGAAUAGCUUAAAUCAUUUAUCAUUUGCUUUAUACCAUUUUAAAAUGUUAAAAAUAAAUGACAAGACAGUCUGCCAAGAAAACAGUAUUCAGAAUUAUGUACCAGUGUUUACAAUUGUAAAACAGCUCAGAAUUGACUGGACAAUGUGACCCAUCACAACAUGAAGUUGAGUAGAUAACAACUUGCUUGAAAUAUAUUUUAUGUAGACUGGAGAAGACCAAGCUUGCCAUAGUUGAUACUGCACAGCAUAUAUCACUUUGGAGAGCCUUUAUCCACUCACUCAAUCCAACAGACUACACAGGCCAAGAGAACUAAGAUGUUCAUUUCUAGAAAUGUUUACAAAUAUGUUGGAUAUAUAUAUAUGUAUAAUAAGAGACUAUACAACCACAGAGAAUACAUUACUACCAGCAAGCUACACAAGUUUUGUCAAAUGACUGGGCUGAUUAUUUUCCCAAAUCAGUGAAUUACACCCCUUUCAUCCACUUAAACCUUCUAAUCAUGAAUGAACAUAAUACAUCUACUUGUCCUGGCUGCAGUCAAUGGCAGAGGUGGAUUAUUAGACAAAUGAUUAUUAGAUGUUUAUGUGAGAUGUGUUUUUCCUCUUUCUGCUUAUGGUGAUGUUUGCAGGCUUCAUACCUUGAGAACAGAUAAAGCUCUGCAUGCAUUAUCCUUUUUUUUUAACCUGCUGAACCUGUAGGUAAGGUGCCAAGGGAUAGUUUUCCUGAAGUAGGGUGUCCAACUAAGCCUGCAGAUUACAAGUAAUGACCUUCCUUGUUGGGGGUAAUUUGCAUAUUGGGCACUCAAAUUUUUCAUUACUCGUUUGUAAUGCAUAAUUAAUAUUAAUUGUUACAGUAAUCUAAGUCAUUUAUAUCAUAUCAAUGUAUCAAAACAUUCAUCAAUAUUUGUUGUAGCUGUCUUACAGUCUGUAUGUAUCAUCCAAGACUACUUUUUAAUUACAUCAUAUUAAACAUAUUUAAUAAUAUCAAGAGCAUAUCUGCCACUGUUGUUAUUCACUGCCAUUUAUUGUGAUUUUGAAGAAACAAAUGUAAAUAAAACUCCAACCUAUCUUCCACCAAUAGCAUUUAUCCUUAAUGUCACUUUUAAACCAUUCAAAAUUUUAAUUAUGUAUGCAAAAUAAAUGAGUUAUAAAGGA